Messenger RNA from Cygnus atratus (black swan), 1002 nucleotides. RefSeq names its product peroxiredoxin 4 (gene PRDX4). The transcript is spliced from 8 exons. Gene Ontology annotation, cellular component: endoplasmic reticulum; cytosol. The coding region runs from base 57 to 881 and encodes 274 amino acids. Lineage: Eukaryota; Metazoa; Chordata; Aves; Anseriformes; Anatidae. The record is from RefSeq and is a predicted model, not a curated record. Gene Ontology annotation, molecular function: thioredoxin peroxidase activity. Gene Ontology annotation, biological process: hydrogen peroxide catabolic process; cellular response to stress; cell redox homeostasis.
CCAGGCUCCUCCCCGCCGCCGCCCCUCGGAGGGGACGUGCACUGGCUCGGCGGGCCAUGGAGGCCGGGUGGCGGUGGCUGCGGGCGGGCGGCAGGACACGGGCCGGGGGCAGCGCCCUGCUGGUGGCCGUGCUGGCGGUGCUGCUGCUGCUGGUGCACGGCGCGGCCGCGGAGGCGGAGGAUCCGCGGCCGCCUCGGCAGCGCGGGGACGAGCAGUGCCACUACUACGCCGGAGGACAGGUCUACCCCGGGGAGGCGGCGCGCGUGCCCGUUACCGACCACUCGCUGCACCUCAGCCAGGCCAAGAUCUCCAAGCCAGCACCAUACUGGGAAGGAACAGCAGUCAUUAAUGGAGAGUUUAAAGAGCUGAAAUUAACCGAUUAUGAAGGAAAAUAUCUUGUGUUCUUCUUCUAUCCUCUUGACUUUACAUUUGUAUGUCCUACUGAGAUAAUCGCCUUCAGUGACAGAAUUGAAGAAUUCAGAGCAAUAAAUACCGAAGUAGUAGCAUGUUCUGUGGACUCAAAGUUCACUCACUUAGCAUGGAUUAAUACUCCGCGAAAACAAGGAGGACUUGGACCUAUGAAGAUUCCCCUUCUUUCCGAUUUGACGCACCAAAUUUCAAAGGAUUAUGGUGUAUAUCUGGAAGAUCAAGGGCAUACCCUUAGAGGCCUUUUCAUAAUUGACGAUAAGAGAAUCCUUCGACAGAUCACCAUGAACGACCUUCCCGUUGGGAGAUCAGUGGAUGAAACUCUCCGUUUGGUACAAGCAUUCCAGUACACAGACAAACAUGGAGAAGUUUGCCCUGCUGGUUGGAAACCUGGCAGUGAAACAAUCAAACCAGAGGAAGCCAUGAGAGUGUGGUGGCCAAGGGAAGAACUAUAAUUCCAGAUCCAGCUGGAAAACUGAAGUAUUUUGAUAAACAAAACUGAAGCUCACUUCUCUUGAAUUACAUAGGUCACGUUCAACUUGAUUUUUGCCAAUAAAAUUUCCUUAAUUUUGUUAA